This is a messenger RNA of Punctularia strigosozonata HHB-11173 SS5, 759 nucleotides long. RefSeq lists its product as uncharacterized. The record is from RefSeq and is a predicted model, not a curated record. The transcript has 2 exons. The coding region runs from base 1 to 759 and encodes 252 amino acids. NCBI's taxonomy places the organism in Eukaryota, Fungi, Basidiomycota, Agaricomycetes, Corticiales, Punctulariaceae.
AUGUCCUACGAUACAUAUAACCUGUCUGCUCCCACCGAGAGUGGCACGAAUGCGCCGCAUUGGAACCAUGUGCAAGUCCUUCACAUCCACGGGCUCGAACCGCCUUCCACGAACCUUUCCCCGGUCACUCUUCCCUACCUCCACAAGCUCACGUUGGGUUAUACCGACGUCGGUCACGCGGUGGAACUUCUUUCUAUCCUGAACGCGCCCGCACUGCAACAACUAAAUCUCGGCCACCUCCACAACAUAUCCAGCCCGCAUGGCGGCCCCAACCACCCCAACUCGACACGCUUAUUCGAAUAUCUCUCUCGAUCUCAGCCAAUCCAGGCCCAAGCCAUCCAGAUAUCCCUCCUCCGACGCAUCAGGUUGUUCAACGUCUACGUAGACACCUCCGUCCUCGGCGCCUUCUUCCGCCGAUGCUCCAGCCUGGACACCCUGGAGCUGGACGACUGUGCUGUGAACCUUCAGUUCGCGCUCGUACUGACACUCUUCCCUGGAGACGUUCUCUACCGAUCCCAAUCUGGUCGAUGUCGUCACGAGCUCCUGCCGGCGCUGCGUACGGUGAUCUGCCGCCGCAAUGACAAUGUCGCCAACGAUUUUCUAGAGCGUACGAUGCUUCACCAUAUCGACUCGCUACCUGAAGUUGUGCAGCAAGUGUUUUUCCCUGUAAACGAUGCACCGCGUUGGAGCACUUGGCGAUACGAGAUGCACCCUGACAACGAGGAUGUUAUCUCGCACAUUCUCCAGCGCCGCUGCUAA